Dictyostelium purpureum is the source of this 558-nucleotide messenger RNA. RefSeq lists its product as uncharacterized. Gene Ontology annotation, biological process: chromatin remodeling. The coding region runs from base 1 to 558 and encodes 185 amino acids. Gene Ontology annotation, cellular component: Swr1 complex. NCBI's taxonomy places the organism in Eukaryota, Evosea, Eumycetozoa, Dictyosteliales, Dictyosteliaceae. The record is from RefSeq and is a predicted model, not a curated record. Gene Ontology annotation, molecular function: nucleosome binding. The transcript is spliced from 2 exons.
AUGUCAGAUAGUGCAACAAUAAAUACAGAGGUAAUAAUCGACUCCAAUACAUCCAAUAUAACACCACAAUUUACAAAAAGAAAAAGUCAACUUUCAAAAAGGUUUAGAGUGGAUAACGAGGAAGAUAGAAGGCUUUUAAAAGAAAAAGUUGUAAAUUCAAGAUUAGAGCAAUUAGAAAAUGAUAAUGAACAAUCAAUAAACAUAAAUGAAGACAAUGACGACGACUAUCAAGAAGAGGAAGAGGAUUUAGUAUAUACAACACCUGUAAAUAAAAGAAGACAAAGUAUAGCAAGAGAAAAGAAAAAAAAUGAAAAAAAAUCAAUGAAUUUAAAUUUUAAUGAAGUUUUAGAAAAAUCUUAUUUGGAGACCUAUCCAGAUCAUGUACCCACAUAUAUAAGUGUUCAAUCAAAACCCUCGUCAUUUCCACAAAGACACUUUUGUUCGAUAUGCGGUUAUAUUGGAUCGUAUACCUGUAAACAAUGUUCGAGUAGAUAUUGCUGCGAAAAAUGUUAUGGUGUACAUAGUGAAACAAGAUGCAAGAGUUCAGUUUAUUAUUAA